Molecule: messenger RNA, 783 nt
Organism: Paecilomyces variotii
Lineage: Eukaryota; Fungi; Ascomycota; Eurotiomycetes; Eurotiales; Thermoascaceae
Exons: 1
Coding region: 1-783 (260 amino acids)
Source: RefSeq, a predicted model, not a curated record
AUGUCUUCUUACGCUUUACCCCUCCGUGGCGGCAGUGUUGCGUCUCCUUAUGUGGCUGGAUAUGAUUAUGGACCACGUCGGAGCCAGAGAUACCCCCCCGAAGGUCCCCUGUACGGCGGUGUUUACCCCCAGAGGGUACCCUACCGUCCUCGUCCUGUGAGAGCAGCCCCUCGUCAUCGGAAGAGAGAGCCCGAUGUGCGGUUUGAGGACGCCAUGAGUCGUCUCCAUGUCACUUUGACGGAUGCGGUGAAUUUCUUCAAGGACUUUGAUGGUGCUUUUGCCCACGAGACGAGUGGCAUCAAGUCGUAUGCAACAGGCCCAAUCCUCGACAAGUUGUGGCAAAGAAAAAUCUUACCCGACAAGGCGAACGAGGUGCAUUCUGCGCGACGGACAUCGAACGAAGGAUCGGAGGGUGAUGAGGGAAGCACCAGUGGCCAGCAGGAAGAAGCCUUUCGAGACCAUCUGAGCCGUGUUCAUGAUGAUAUGUCUCAGGCCGCUCGUUCUCGCGGCCCAGGCAUCUCCCGUUCCGACAUGGAUAGCUUGGGUCGACUGCGGGAACUGCUGAUGAGACAAUACGAUGUGUUGCAUGGUAUCAGCAACAAGGUCUAUACAUCCAGGAAGUAUCUCCAAGAGUUCAUCAAGGAGGCUGAAUUUUUCAGGGACUAUAUGGAUAAAACUAGAGAGUUAUGGGACUUUGGCCAUGACAGAACCGAGAAAGGUAACGAAAGCGACGAGGGCUCUCAGGAGGGUAGCAAUCCAGAGGAGACUGCAUUUGGCGACUGA